AUGGCUUAUGCUAGAAGUGAUACAAGUCCCCUUCGAAAUGCCAUUUUGCGCUUGUGGACUCCUGCAGUUGGUGCAAGGUCACUCGACGAGCUACGGGACCGACACAUAAAUAAAGUCAUGACUUCACCUGGUAAUCCCCUUGAUGCCAUGCGAUUACUCGACAAUAUGCCAUUUACUAUGCACGAAACAAUCGAGAUAUAUUCUGACAACCAACCACUUUUCGAAAUCGGCGAGGUGAUAAUCUCAGGAAGUUGGAGUGAAGGGUUGUAUUUUUACGGUCACUCAAACACAUCAAUCCCAGAUCUGGAUUACAUGCUUGUCCUGAAAAACAUUUCAUUCUCGGAAGAAGAUCAAAGGUCUGGUUACUUGACAUUAAAAGAAGACACGCCAUUUAUUUACGCUUACAUGACAGACGAAAACACUGCAGAAAUAUGGAAGGACUUUUUGGUCGAUCAUGAGGAUACACCAAGCAAGCGAUUAUCGUCAAAGAAACUGAAAGAAAGACUAAAGGAGAACAAACUGCAGUUCUUACCUUUUAGAUACAGGGGCGAUAAUUCGAAUAGCGUUGGAGAAGGUGCGGCCAUUUACUCGAGUAGAUGUGACUUUGGCCUUACUCGUUUUAACGAAGCAUUUAACUAUUUAAUUUUUCAAUUAGGCGAAUCUUCAAAGAUAGGAAAUGGAGUGUGUAGAUGUAAGAAUCUUUUAAACGACUUUUAUAAGCUUUUCACAGGUUGUGAUAUUGUAUUGGCCAUAUCAUGCGAUGGUUGGCCGUCUUGUGCGAGAGAAUGGAUAACACGGCAUCGAAAUUGGCCAGAAGAUAAUUUGAUACAAGAAAUAACUCACGAUGGUUUUCAUAUUGUUCCCAAGAGUUCAACAGAUGGAAAUUUUCGCUUGUCAUUUUCAUAUGCUGAAACAACGCUGAUUGAAAAUUUGACUGAGUGCAGCAUAAAAUUCUUCGUUCUUUCAAAGCUGUAGUGAAAUAUCAUCAAAAUACUUGGAGUCCAAAUAUCAAAGAAAUUAUCACAACAUACCACCUGAAAACAAUUGCAUUUUGGUAUUUCGAGAAAAGAACACAAGAUUCUUUUACUGAGGAAACUGUGGCAACUCAUCUUAUUUUAUUGCUUCAGGAGCUGGCAGAGGCUUUAAGGAAUCGCGAACUUCCAAUGUAUUUUAUGCCGAAGGUCAAUCUCUUUGGGAAUGUUGAAAAUCCUGAAGAAGCGAUCGAGAUUGCGGAAAAGAUCGAACAACUUUCGCUCGAUUUUCUUCUUGUAAUAAAAGGUUUGGAGAACAUAACUUCUGAAUGCACACAGCUUUUUUGUAUUUUUCACAACAUUAAGAAAUGGCAGUUAGAUCAUCCAUACAUUGGUGGUGAUCGAGCGCAUCCUCCACCGCAUGAUCACAAAACAAUUUCUUCGAAAAUUUUGAUGGGGUGA
This is a messenger RNA of Paramuricea clavata, 1433 nucleotides long. The record is from the annotation of a GenBank genome assembly. Lineage: Eukaryota; Metazoa; Cnidaria; Anthozoa; Malacalcyonacea; Plexauridae.